Tachysurus fulvidraco (yellow catfish) is the source of this 1277-nucleotide messenger RNA. It is a transcript of the gene mak16, whose product is annotated as MAK16 homolog (S. cerevisiae). The transcript has 10 exons. Lineage: Eukaryota; Metazoa; Chordata; Actinopteri; Siluriformes; Bagridae. The coding region runs from base 191 to 1120 and encodes 309 amino acids. Gene Ontology annotation, biological process: maturation of 5.8S rRNA; maturation of LSU-rRNA. Gene Ontology annotation, cellular component: preribosome, large subunit precursor; nucleolus. The record is from RefSeq and is a predicted model, not a curated record.
CGAAAUCUCGCGAGACUACAAUUAUUACACGCGUGGGACAACAUGGCGGCUCCCUAGAACCUGCAUGCGGUGUUUUACACGUCACAAACAGUGUAUAAGUAGUUCGGUGUAAGUCUAAGUAAACAUUUCAGCUUGUGACUAAUCGACUCAUCUCUCACGGUGUAACUCGUAUUAAACAGAAGCAGCCACAAUGCAGCACGACGAUGUAAUAUGGGGCCUGAUUGGUAACAAACAGUUUUGUUCUUAUAAAGUAAAAACAAAAAUGAAGAAUUUCUGCCGGAAUGAGUACAACAACACGGGGCUCUGCUCACGACAGGCGUGUCCUCUGUCCAACAGUCAGUACGCCACCGUCAGAGAGGAAAAGGGUCGGUGUUUCCUCUACAUAAAGGUGAUUGAGAGAGCGGCGUUUCCGGCACGCAUGUGGGAGAAGGUGAAGCUGAAUCAGAACUAUGAGAAAGCCCUGCAGGAGAUCGACGAGAACCUCAUCUACUGGCCGCGGAACAUCCGGCACAAGUGCAAACAGCGUAUGACCAAAAUCACGCAGUAUCUCAUUCGCAUCCGCAAGCUCACACUGAAGAGACAGAGGAAACUUGUUCCGCUUAGCCGGAAAGUCGAGAGGAGGGAAAGGAGGAGAGAGGAAAAAGCCCUGGUUGCUGCUCAGGUGGAAAACGCCAUCGAGAAAGAGCUGCUGGAGAGGUUAAAACAGGGCACGUACGGAGACAUCUACAACUUCCCCAUCCACGCCUUCGAUAAAGCUCUGGAGAAACAGGAUGUAGAGAGUGAGACGGAAGAGGAGGAGGAAGACGAGGAGGAAGAAGAGGAGGACGAGGAAGCAGGGAAGAGAGAAUUUGUCGCAGACGACGAGUUUGAAGAAAGCGACAUCAGUGAUUUUGAGGAUAUGAACAACUUAAAGGCCAGCGAUGAAGAGGACGAGGACGAAGACGGCUCAAGCGAGGAGGAGGAAUCGGAAGAGGAAAUGGAGGCAGAAGUGGAGGAAGAGGAAGAGUCCAGAGUGAAGUCUAAAGGAAAGACUCCACUGAAGGGGCCGGUGAGGAAGAAACGAGCGUACGUGGAGAUCGAGUACGAGCAGGAGCCGGCGGCCAAGAGCAAGGCCUCGUAAAGAGAGAGAGAGAGAGAGACACACACACACACACACACUCACCAGACCAGAGUGACUUUGUUUCCGUGUGUGGAGACGAUUUAAAAAACAUUGUUUAUUGUAUACAACAUUUCCCAUAAAAAAAACAAAAAAAAACCAACCUUUUUUUAAAUCCCAA